UGUCGACGUCGUAAGCGCGUUGCUGUUGUGUUGUGUCUCGUGAUUGAAUCCCAUUGAGAAUUGUCGAAAUUAUUACUUUGUACCGCCGUGCCUCGCCAUCAAGUGAAGAUUCUUUUCAUCUCGCGGCGAAUCUUCAGCAGCUGCAAGAUUUUUAACGUGUGAAUCCUAUGUGCGGAUUGACGUCGCAAUCAGUCACGAUUGCCUUAGUGUGAUCAAAAUAAAAUGGCCGCCGCUGCGGCUGCCGCGCUGCUCGAUGAGCUUAUGGGCAGGAACAGGAAUGUCUUGCCCAAUGAAAAGCCCAAGGAGCUCAAUUGGGAAGAUCCCGAGUUUUGUAAGCUGUAUCUGGUAAAAUUUUGUCCCCAUGAUUUAUUCGUUAACACAAGAGCAGACUUAGGUGCAUGCCCCAAAGUACACGACGACGAGGCCAGGGAAUUAUUUGAAAAGGCACCGCAUUCGUAUCGUAAACAGCAAUACGAGGAUGAGUUUAUCAGGUAUUGUCAGAGUAUGUUAAACGAAGUGGAGAGAAAAAUCAUAAAGGGAAAGCAGCGAUUGGCACUGAUUGGGAGAACAGAAGCACCGACAUUAACUCCAGCUCAAACUCAGAGGAAUGAGGAACAGAUUGCUCUACUAACAGAGAAAAUAAAUAAGUUGGUUGAAGAAGCUGAGCAAAGUGGAAUUCAAGGUAAUGUGGAGCAAGCACAGGGCCUAAUGCGUCUUUGUGAUCAGUUGAAAGAAGAGCGCGAAACCCUAAGGAAAUCCAAUGAUAACAGUCAUUACAACCAAACUGCUGAGCUAGCAGCCGCACAGGAAAAACAAAUGGAGGUAUGCGAUGUAUGUGGUGCAUUUCUUAUCGUGGGUGAUGCUCAGCAGCGGAUUGAUGAUCAUUUAAUGGGGAAACAACACGUGGGCUAUGCCAGGUUAAAAAGCGCUCUUCAAGAGAUUAUGAACAAGCGUGAGAAGGCGCGCGACGAGAAAGAACAAAAAAGAGAGGAGGAACGGAAGCAAAGAGCACGAGCGAACGAAGAGCUCGACCGACGGCGGAGAGAUGGCGACAGAGAUAGAGAUCGCGACAGAGAAAGGGAUAAGCGUCGCAGGCGAAUGGAUGAUGACAAGAGCCGCCAUGAUUCGGGCGGUCACAGCAGAAAUAUGAUGUUCAAGAAUCGAAUGAGCCAAUGUAACGGGGAUGUUGCUUAUUACAGAAAUUCUAGGCAUAGAAGUAGAAGUAGAUCGCGAGAUAAACAUCAUCGAGAUGAAGAUAGCCAUCGACGUCACGGUCGAGAUAAAGGGAAUCGUGAUCAUCGUAGUUCCAGCCAUCAUAACCGUCGCCGUCACCGCUCGCGAAGUCGAAGUCACAAGUAACUUCUCUUGAUUGGUUAGUGAGUGAGAAGUAAGCCAGGUAUGCACCAAACAAUAUAACCAUAUUCGUCUCAAUUACUGUACAGGUACUCUCUUGAUCCAGGUGAGUUGCCAUUCCGAUGCACAUAAUACAUAUACAUGAUAAUAUAAUCUGUGAUGUUUGAAGCGCCGCGUAAGUCACACAGCAAGUUCAUCUCACUCUCUCUGAAAUACACUCUGUUUCUCUCCGCUUCUCUCUCUCUCUCUCUCUCUCUAAUCUUCCAGAAUAGUCAUGCUUUCAUGAAAAAUGAACGUGCCAUAUUAUACAAUUCGAGGAACAAAUUAUGUUCUUCCAUUUCCUUAACAUCAAAAUUUGUUAGUUCACGUAUAUAGAGCUGGGAGAUCAAUGAUAAAAUGUAC
Messenger RNA from Atta colombica, 1755 nucleotides. RefSeq names its product luc7-like protein 3. The coding region runs from base 223 to 1359 and encodes 378 amino acids. Gene Ontology annotation, molecular function: mRNA binding. The transcript has 7 exons. The record is from RefSeq and is a predicted model, not a curated record. Gene Ontology annotation, cellular component: U2-type prespliceosome; U1 snRNP. Gene Ontology annotation, biological process: mRNA splice site recognition. Lineage: Eukaryota; Metazoa; Arthropoda; Insecta; Hymenoptera; Formicidae.